AUGGAGGCAGACAAGAACAAAAUGGGCGAGAAGAAGAUCCCCACAGUGGACGACAUCGUGCAGCGUAUUGUGGACAUGGCCAAGGUUCUCUACGGCCUACACAUGGUACGUGACAUGGCCAAGGUUCUCUACGGCCUACACAUGGCCUUCUCCGCCGCGUCCGGAAAGCCGGCCGAGUGGAAGAAAAUGAUGUCCACGCCCAGGAAGAUGGCCGUGCUCAAGUGUUUGCGGAGUACGCCCAUGUACACUGUCGCUAGGCACCGGGCCGUGAACCUGUUCCUGCAGACCUACAGCAAUGUCUGGCUCUCUGAUGAGAACGUCGGCCAGGAGGUGCUCAUCGAGGACCUCACGCAAUCGUUCGAGGACAGCGAGAGGAACAAGAAGACGGCCGACGAGGAGGAGGAGGAGCGGCCGGACCCGGUGACCCAGCUGGUCACCAUGUUCUCGCGCCAGGCACAGAUGGAGCAGGGAGCGCAGUCGGAGGACCCUCUCUACAUGGACUACGCCGUCAUCAUGGCCAAGUCUUGCGGAGAGGAGGAAGAAGAAGGUGAUGAAGAAGAGGCUGAGGAGGGAGGAGACACAGCCGAUGCCAUGAACGAGCAAGAGAUCGAGAAGCAGAAGCUGCUGUUCUGCCAGGACCGGCUGUCCAGCCGCGGCGUGGCCGAGAUGGUGCUGCUCAACAUCUCGGCCAGCAAGGGCCAGCCCAGCGAGAUGACCAUGAACACGCUCGACCUCGGCAUCUCGAUCCUGCGGGGCGGCAACGUCGACGUCCAGAUGGCUAUGCUGAACUACCUGAAGGAGAAGAAGGACUCUUCAUUCUUCGUGUCGAUAUCUGGUCUUAUGUCCUCCUGCAGCGUGCUGGAUCUGGACGCGUUCGAGCGCAACACCAAGGCCGAGGGCCUGGGCGUGGGCUCGGAGGGCGCGGCCGGCGAGAAGAACAUGCACGACGACGUGUUCACCUGCGCCGUCUUCCGCUUCCUGCAGCUGACCUGCGAGGGUCACAACCUGGACUGGCAGAACUACCUGCGAACGCAGGCGGGCAACACGACCACUGUCAACCUAGUCAUCUGCACAGUCGACUACCUGCUGCGUCUGCAGGAGUCCAUCAUGGACUUCUACUGGCACUACUCCUCCAAGGAAAUCAUCGACCAGGCGGGCAAGGCGAACUUCUUCAAGGCAAUCGGGGUGGCGAGCCAGGUGUUCAACACGCUGACUGAGGUCAUUCAGGGGCCGUGCGUCGGCAACCAGCAGGCUCUGGCCCACUCCAGGUUGUGGGAUGCCGUGGGUGGCUUCCUGUUCCUGUUCUCUCACAUGCAGGACAAGUUGUCCAAGCACGCUAGCCAGGUGGAUCUCCUUCGGGAGCUGCUCAACCUGCAGCAGGACAUGAUCAUCAUGAUGCUUUCCAUGCUCGAAGGCAAUGUGGUGAACGGCACCAUCGGCAAGCAGAUGGUGGACACGCUGGUGGAGUCGGCGUCCAACGUGGAGAUGAUCCUGAAGUUCUUCGACAUGUUCUUGAAACUGAAGGACCUGACGGAGUCCACCAGCUUCCAGGAAAUCGACGUCAACAAUGACGGCAUGAUCACACCAAAGGAGUUCAAGGACAAGAUGGAGCAAACCAAAGCCUACACGCCACAAGAGAUCAACUUCCUGAUCAUGUGCUGCGAUGAGAACCACGAUGGCAAAAUUGACUACUUGGAGUUCACCGAGCGCUUCCACAACCCCGCCAAGGAGAUCGGUUUCAACCUGGCCGUGCUGCUCACCAACCUUUCGGAGCACAUGCCGAACGACCCGAGGCUGGCUCGCUUCCUUGAGACGGCCGGUUCGGUGCUGAACUACUUCGAGCCGCUGCUCGGUCGCAUCGAGAUCCUGGGCAGCAACAAGAAGAUCGAGCGGGUCUACUUCGAGAUCAAACAGGAGCACAUAGAGCAGUGGGAGAAGCCGCAGAUCAAGCAAUCGAAGCGGGACUUCUUCUACCAAGUGGUGACGGAGGGCGGCGACAAGGAGAAGCUGGAGCUGUUUGUCAACUUCUGCGAGGACGCCAUCUUUGAGAUGCAGCACGCCACCAGCCUGAUGGGCGAGGAGGAGGACGCCAAACCGGGCGGCAAGAGCAAGGAGACCUUUCGACAUCCUCAACGCGGACGAGGAGGAGAAAAGUGGGAUGGAGCUGGUGAAGUCCUAUCUCCGUAAGCUGAAAGAUAUGAUAUUCAGCGGGCUCAGCGCCAUUGCGCCUGCCAACAUCAAGCGGAAGCUGGCAGAAGUCAAGCGGAUGACGGCCGGCGAGCUGAUGAUGGCCAUGAUCAAGCUGUUCUUAUACCUAACC
Pollicipes pollicipes is the source of this 2320-nucleotide messenger RNA. Its product is annotated as ryanodine receptor. Lineage: Eukaryota; Metazoa; Arthropoda; Thecostraca; Pollicipedomorpha; Pollicipedidae. Gene Ontology annotation, molecular function: calcium ion binding; ryanodine-sensitive calcium-release channel activity. The record is from RefSeq and is a predicted model, not a curated record. Gene Ontology annotation, biological process: release of sequestered calcium ion into cytosol by sarcoplasmic reticulum; striated muscle contraction. The transcript is spliced from 18 exons. Bases 1 to 2187 code for a protein of 728 amino acids. Gene Ontology annotation, cellular component: Z disc; calcium channel complex; smooth endoplasmic reticulum.